AAUGAUUCCUAAAGUUAUUUAGCUUAUUGAUACACUAUUUGAUAAUGUUGAUCAAUUGAUUUACUAAUCCUAAACUCUUUCUAAUUAGUAUCAACGGGAUGUAGAUGUAACAAUUAUUAAUUCAUUAUUAGUUUAUUGUUGAUCAAAUCAAAAAUGAAUUAGGACAUGUCAACCCAAAUAUUAUAAGGAACUAUUCAUUCAAGAUUAUUGAAGUAUUUUAUCAAAUUAUAUCAAAGUUACAAUCUAUUAAUACUGCUGUGUAGUAAAUUAAGAUUUCAUUGGACAUCUUUUUCAACAUUCCAUCAAAUCCAAAAAAAAAGAAAGCAUACCCUAUGUAUCAAGAUGGCAAAUUGUAAAUCAUUUUUAACAUUUAGAAAUAUUUCCCGUAUUAAAUCAUUAAUUCAUUAAUAAAUACAGGAUUUAAAAGAGCUAAGUGAAAUUUAAGAUGUUGAGAACUAUUAAGAAAAUGAAUUUGAUAAAAUUUGCAUCUUUAGAUUAUCUUAGAUUUAUUAAAAUUAAAUAGAUGAUUUACAUUAUUAGUUUUAAUAAGAAUAAAUUAAAAAUAAUCAGCAUUUUAAUAUUUUAAAUGAGAAAUAUUAAGGUAUUAUUAAUGAUAAAAUAUUUAUUAAAAUAUCAUGCUAAAUACAAAAUUAUGAAAUCUUGAUGAAUUUAAUUGAUGAUUACAGAGAUAAUUUAUUUGAAGUUUAUAAAAACAAAAUUGUUUAAAGUGAAAGUACUAUUUACAAAAGUAAAUCAUAAACAUAGUCUCUUUUGUAUAAAUCCACUUCCUCUUUAGAAUUAAUUGAAGAACAUUAUCAAAUUAGUUCAAGAUAGCAUCCCUUAUUCAAAUAUCAUAAAUAAGAUGAGAUUAAAAAUAAAAAAUCUCACAGCAACCCUGAGGUAUGCGUUAAAUGCAUAAUUUUUUGA
Paramecium sonneborni is the source of this 927-nucleotide messenger RNA. The record is from the annotation of a GenBank genome assembly. NCBI's taxonomy places the organism in Eukaryota, Ciliophora, Oligohymenophorea, Peniculida, Parameciidae.